Drosophila sechellia is the source of this 3256-nucleotide messenger RNA. It is a transcript of the gene AGO2, whose product is annotated as Argonaute 2. The transcript is spliced from 8 exons. The record is from RefSeq and is a predicted model, not a curated record. NCBI's taxonomy places the organism in Eukaryota, Metazoa, Arthropoda, Insecta, Diptera, Drosophilidae. The coding region runs from base 95 to 3184 and encodes 1029 amino acids. Gene Ontology annotation, molecular function: RNA binding; protein binding.
AUCACUAAAAGAGACUGUGAACAAAGUGAAACAACGCAAAAAAAAUUGCAUCCGUUUUCUCAAGCACUUAAUUCGAAACCCUCAAAAGUAAAUCAUGGGAAAGAAAAACAAGUACAAGAAAGGUGGGCAGGAGGGCGCCGCAGCACCAGAGCCGCAGGAACAGCAAGAACAACAACGGCAGCAACAACCGCAGCAGCAGCAACAACCGCAGCAGCAGCAACAACAGCAAAACCAACAAAGUUUGAGACAACAGCCAUCCACAAGCUCAGGCGGAGACCAAAAGCAGAAAUUCCAAGGAUGGACAGGACAGAAAACACAAGGCCAGGCUCGGGAUGGCUCAGGAGACCAACAGCAAGGACAAGGGCGGCCUGCACAAGGUCAACAACGUGGCCAACAGCAAGGACAAGGGCGGCCUGCACAAGGUCAACAACGUGGCCAACAGCAAGGACAAGGGCGGCCUGCACAAGGUCAACAACGUGGCCAACAGCAAGGACGACAAGGGCAAGAGGGUGGCUACCAACAGCGUCCGCCUGCACAACAACAAGGUGGCCACCAGCAGGGACCACAAGGAUGGCCUGCACAGGGUCAAAAAGGUGGCUAUCAGCAAGGAGGACAACGACAAGGUGGUGGCUAUCAGCAAGGUCAGGGAGGAUACCAAACCCAGAGCCAAGGCCAAUACCAAUCUCGUGGACCACCUCAGCAACAGCAGGCUGCCCCAUUACCAUUACCGCCUCAGCCAGCCGGGAGUAUUAAGCGCGGAACAAUCGGCCGACCCGGGCAAGUAGCCAUCAACUAUCUGGACCUUGACAUGUCCAAAAUGCCUUCUGUGGCAUACCACUAUGACGUGAAGAUCAUGCCAGACCGCCCCAAAAAGUUUUACAGGCAGGCAUUUGAACAAUUUCGCAUGGACCAAUUGGGCGGUGCAAUUCUUGCCUUUGAUGGCAAAGCCUCUUGCUACUCGGUGGAUAAGCUGCCGUUGAAUACCCAAAAUCCGGAAGUGACUGUGACAGAUCGUAAUGGUCGUACCUUGCGCUACACUAUCGAAAUCAAGGAGACUGCUGACUCGAAAAUUGACCUUAAAUCGUUAACUACUUAUAUGAAAGACCGAAUUUUCGACAAGCCCAUGCGAGCAAUACAGUGCAUGGAGGUUGUGUUGGCUUCACCCUGCUACAAGAAAUCCAUUCGUGUUGGUCGUUCCUUCUUUAAGAUGUCCGAUCCUGGUGAAAGUUACGAUCUGAAAGAUGGAUACGAGGCCCUGGUCGGUCUUUAUCAGGCUUUUAUGCUGGGCGAUAGGCCAUUUUUAAAUGUAGAUAUAUCGCACAAAUCCUUUCCGAUGCCUAUUCCGAUGAUCCAAUAUUUGGAGGAAUUUAGUUUACAUGCAAAAAUCAACAAUACAACGAAUUUGGAUUAUUCGCGACGCUUCCUUGAGCCGUUCCUCAAAGGCAUCAAUGUGGUUUACACGCCUCCUAAGUCGUUUCAAAGCGCUCCAAGGGUAUACCGUGUAAAUGGACUUUCUCGUGCCCCGGCCAACAGUGAGAUCUUCGAACACGAUGGGAAGAAGGUCACCAUUGCGUCCUACUUCCACAGUCGCAACUACCCAUUGAAGUAUCCCCAACUUCAUUGCUUGAACGUUGGAUCUUCAGUAAAGAGUGUUAUGCUGCCCAUCGAGCUAUGCAGCAUCGAGGAAGGUCAGGCCCUAAACCGCAAGGAUGGAGCAAGGCAGGUAUCCGAAAUGAUAAGGUUCGCAGCCACAUCGACGAACGUGCGAAAGGGCAAGAUCAUGAAGUUGAUGAAAUUCUUCCAGCACAACCUGGAUCCGACCAUCAGUCGUUUUGGAAUCCGCAUUGCCAACGAUUUUAUUGUGGUCAGCACCCGCAUCUUAAACCCACCUCAGGUUGAAUAUCAUAAUAAGAAGUUCAGUCUGGUGAAUAAGGGGUCGUGGCGCAUGGAUAAUAUGCAGUUUCUGCAGCCGAAGAACGUGGCGCACAAGUGGACGGUCUUGUAUUGUGAUUCGAGGAGUGGUGGUCACAAAAUACCCUAUAACCAGAUAAAUGACUUCGGGCGAAAAAUAUUAUCCCAAAGCAAGGCAUUCAAUAUAAGCUUGGAUUCUGAGGUGUCUAUCAGACCGUUCACGGAUGACGAGCGCAGCCUAGACACUGUUUUCGCGGAUCUGAAGCGCAGCCAUUACGAUCUGGCAAUUGUGAUUAUUCCUCAGUCUAGAAUUUCUUACGAUACAAUUAAGCAGAAGGCCGAGCUACAGCAUGGGAUUUUGACGCAGUGCGUUAAGCAGUUCACCGUGGAAAGAAAGUGUAACGAUCAGACGAUUGGAAAUAUUCUACUUAAGAUCAACUCCAAGCUGAACGGAAUCAACCACAAGAUCAAGGAUGAUCCUCGACUGCCGAUGCUGGUGAACACCAUGUACAUGGGAGCCGAUGUGACCCAUCCCUCUCCCGAUCAGCGCGAGAUUCCCAGUGUGGUCGGCGUAGCAGCCUCACACGAUCCCUACGGAGCUAGUUAUAACAUGCAAUAUCGUUUGCAGCGAGGGACUUUGGAGGAGAUCGAGGACAUGUACACAGUAACUUUGGAGCACUUGCGCGUGUAUAAGGAGAACCGUAAAACCUACCCUGAUCAUAUCCUCUAUUACCGAGAUGGCGUGAGCGACGGCCAGUUUCCAAAAAUCAAAAACGAGGAACUGAUGCAUAUUAGACAAGCCUGUGACAAGGUGGGCUGUAAAGCUAAGAUUUGCUGCGUGAUUGUGGUGAAGCGUCAUCACACUCGCUUCUUUCCCAGCGGCGUCGAAACGCCAUCGAACAGGUUCAACAACGUGGACCCCGGUACCGUGGUCGAUCGCACCAUUGUGCAUCCCAACGAGGUGCAGUUCUUCAUGGUCAGCCAUCAGGCCAUCCAGGGCACAGCCAAGCCAACACGAUACAAUGUGAUCGAGAACACAGGCAAUCUUGAUAUCGACUUGUUGCAGCAGUUGACCUACAACCUGUGCCACAUGUUCCCUCGUUGCAAUCGCUCGGUCUCGUAUCCGGCCCCGGCCUAUCUAGCUCAUUUGGUAGCUGCUCGCGGACGCGUUUAUCUGACUGGCACACACAGGUUUCUGGAUUUGAAGAAGGAGUACGCAAAGCGCACGAUUGUCCCCGAAUUCAUGAAGAAAAACCCCAUGUACUUUGUCUGAGCAACUUAUUGGAUCUUAUUUUUCAUCGUUUUAUUAUCACAUUUCUUAAACAAAUAUAAAUUAUGUAAAGGA